AGACCACGGGCCAAACACGCAGUCAGACCACAUCCAGUCUAGAGCUGUGAAUAAUGGCAAAUUGAGUGACCCUUCAUAUCCACACCUUGGAUUGGAAACUGGGACUGGUCGUGGCUGGGUAGGAGAUUGGAGCUAGAGGACCGUGGUGUUAUUCUCAUCUCACAUCUCUCUAUUGGUGAGGCUCACAGCGGAGAGAGCAGCGCUCCCACAGAUUUACAUAUCAGACAGGAGAUCCUAGCAAACCACAGCAUCGCUCUCGCUCUCUCUGAAACCCUAAAGACUCACAAACGGCACCAGGAGAACUAGGAGCCUUUCCUGCUGCCGCAGUGAACAUAUGAUGUGACCAAGUUUGGAAAGAGAAGGUCAAAGAUGGAUAAAUCCAUUGUUCCAAAAUCCAGGAAAAGAAGGAAGUAGAGCAGUUAUGUUACGUUAAAGGUUGAAAUUUCUCUGAGCAUGCAGAAUACAUCGGGUUUGUUCAAGGUCAGCACUUCAUCAGGCUGGAGAAUGGCUGACCGAUGCUUAUCGAGCAUAGGAUCUCCUGCAGUCAGGACUGGCCUUUACCUCUUUAUAAUGGUCAUCAUGGCAGCAACUUUGGCUGGAAAUUUCCUUGUGGUUCUGGCUGUUGUCUACUUUAAACAGCUACGCUCAGCGACCAAUGCUUUUGUGCUGUCACUGUCCAUAGCUGAUUUCUUCGUUGGGAUCAUGGUGAUGCCCUACAGCAUGAGCAGGACAAUUGAAGGAUGCUGGCACUUUGGGCCGACCUUCUGUCAAAUCCACUCAAGCCUGGAUGUGAUGUUCUGCACCGCCUCCAUUCUUCACCUCAGUUGCAUUGCUCUUGACCGUUACUAUGCCAUCUGUGAUCCUCUGGUGUAUCGUUGUAAGAUGUCGCCCAGCAGGGUGGUUGUUCUACUCCUUGCCUGCUGGGUGGUGCCAGCUGCAAUAUCCGUUAUCCCGAUAAUGUUGCAGCUACACAGAUUAGGUGUUGAUCCUGAUUUGCUAACCAAUAGGAGCUGUGUGCUCAUGGUGAACCAGACCUAUGCUAUCUGGGCCUCUCUUAUAUCCUUUUACCUGCCCAUGGUGGUUAUACUCGUGGCAUAUUGGAAGAUUUACCAGGCAGCUAGAAAGCAGGCAAUUCAGAUUAAUGCUAUGGAUAACCAAGUCCAGGGAUAUGCUUCAGGCUUAGCAACAGCCCAUGUGCGCAAACAAUCCAAUAAACGGGAAAGAAAGGCAGCGAAAACACUGGGGAUAAUUAUCGGCAUAUUUCUUUCCUCCUGGUUGCCCUUCUUCAUGGCAAACAUCGUUGACCCUUUCCUGGGUUACAAGAUAGACAGAGGGACUUGGGAGGUGUUGGUCUGGCUUGGCUACAGCAAUUCUUCCAUGAACCCAAUUCUCUACGGGGUUGUAAACCGGUCCUUCCGACGAGCAUUCCUGAUCAUCAUCAGCUGUAAGAUCUGUGUUUCCCGAUCUCUGCAAAACAUCGACUUAUCCAACAGUGAGCAAGUUGCCACGUAGGAGAUAGU
Messenger RNA from Rhincodon typus (whale shark), 1520 nucleotides. Its product is annotated as 5-hydroxytryptamine receptor 4. Gene Ontology annotation, molecular function: G protein-coupled serotonin receptor activity. The record is from RefSeq and is a predicted model, not a curated record. Gene Ontology annotation, cellular component: plasma membrane. Gene Ontology annotation, biological process: adenylate cyclase-activating adrenergic receptor signaling pathway; chemical synaptic transmission; regulation of appetite. Bases 454 to 1512 code for a protein of 352 amino acids. The transcript has 3 exons. Lineage: Eukaryota; Metazoa; Chordata; Chondrichthyes; Orectolobiformes; Rhincodontidae.